ACAGAACCAAAGUAGAGACACUCUUGUUCUUUAUAUGGAUUCUACUUCAUCGGAAGUAAAAAUCGUUUCUCAAUGCUUUGUUAAACCCAAAACCAUCCCUGAAAAAUGGAAAGAGCCAUACCAUUUAUCACCGUUGGAUCUUGUGAUGCUCUCUAUGCAUUACCUCCAAAAUGGUCUUCUCUUUCUCAAAUCUGAUGAUGCAACCAAAACAAAAGAUUUCAUGGAGACUUGGCUACAAAAGCUUAGAGAUUCUCUAGCUGAAACCCUUGUCCAUUUUUAUCCGCUCGCGGGUCGUCUCUCGACUUUAAAAACCGAUAAUCCGAGAUCCUACUCUGUGUUUGUGGAUUGUAAUGACAGUCCCGGAGCUGGAUUUAUCCAUGCCAAAUCGGAUCUAAGUGUAAGAGAUAUUGUUGGAUCCAACUAUGUUCCUUUGGUUGUUCAAUCUUUCUUUGACCACCAUAAAGCCGUGAGCCAUGAUGGUCACACCAUGAGUCUCUUCUCAGUCAAGGUAACAGAAUUGGUAGAUGGAGUGUUCAUUGGAUUUUCAUUGAAUCACGCUGUGGGAGAUGGAGGUUCCUUGUGGCAUUUUUUCAACUCUUUGUCGGAGAUUUUCAAUGCACAAGAAACCGAUAACUUGCUUCUCAAGAAUCCUCCAGUCCUUUCACGUUGGUUUCCUAAAGGGUACGGUCCUGUGUACAACCUUCCUUUCACUCACUCUGAUGAAUUCAUUAGCCGAUUCGAAUCACCGGUCUUGAAGGAGAGAAUAUUCCAUUUCUCGUCUGAAACAAUAACAUCAUUGAAAUCAAAGGCUAAUGAAGAAAGCAGAACAACAACAAUUUCUUCUUUUCAAGCGUUAGCCGCAUUUAUGUGGAGAUGCAUUACAAGAGCAAGAAACUUACCUUAUGAUCAUGAAAUUCGUUGUAGCCUUGCCGCUAACAAUGGAACAAAAUUGGAUCCACCAUUGUCUUUGAGCUAUCUUGGUAAUUGUCUUUCUGCUGUAAAGUCCAAGACCGUUACAUCCGGUGAGCUACUAGAAAAUGAUUUGGGAUGGGCUGCUUUGAAAAUGCAUGAAGCUGUGAUUGGAAACACUAGUGAAGUGGUCUCGGAGACAAUCAAAAACUGGUUGAAAUCAUCUUAUGUUUUCCAUUUAGAAAAACUUUUGGGAGCGAUGGUGGUUCACAUUGGAAGCUCUCCGAGGUUUAAGAUGUAUGAAUGCGAGUUUGGGAUGGGAAAAGCGGUUGCGGUUAGAAGCGGUUAUGGCGGUAAGUUUGAUGGGAAGAUAUCAGCAUAUGCAGGAAGAGAAGGAGGAGGAACCAUAGAUUUGGAAGUAUGUCUUCUUCCAGAGUUUAUGGAAGCUUUGGAAUCAGAUCAAGAAUUCAUGUCCGUUGUCUCUUCUUCUUCUUGA
Molecule: messenger RNA, 1405 nt
Organism: Arabidopsis thaliana (thale cress)
Lineage: Eukaryota; Viridiplantae; Streptophyta; Magnoliopsida; Brassicales; Brassicaceae
Product: HXXXD-type acyl-transferase family protein
Exons: 2
Coding region: 35-1405 (456 amino acids)
Source: RefSeq, marked reviewed